CUGUCAGACAUCAGCUUCCUCCCGCGGCCAGCGAUGGUCUGGUGUGAGCGAGGCAUCCAGGUGCUGCUGACCACCAUGGGAGCGUUUGCAGCUUUCGCCCUGAUGACGGUGGCCAUCGGCACGGAUUACUGGCUGUAUGCCCGCGCCUUCAUCUGCAAUAGCACGGCCAACUCUAGCCAGGAAGACUCCAACAACAAGGACAAGAAAGACCCGGGGGCCCUCACCCACUCUGGCCUCUGGAGGAUCUGCUGCCUGGAAGGCUUGAAGAGAGGCGUAUGUUCUCAGAUCAAUCACUUCCCAGACGAUGCAGACUAUGACCAAGAUUCUGCCGAGUAUCUGCUCCGUGUGGUGAGAGCCUCCAGCAUCUUCCCCAUCCUCAGUGCCAUAUUGCUUCUCCUUGGCGGAGUUUGUGUUGCUGCCAGCGGCUUCUACAAGAGUAAAAGGAACAUCAUCCUUGGUGGAGGGAUUCUUUUUGUAGCAGCAGGCCUCAGCAACAUCAUUGGAGUGAUUGUGUACAUUUCAGCAGCAUUGAGCGACAUUUCCCCCAAGAAAGACGAAGAUAAGAAGUGGCAUUACUCCUACGGCUGGUCGUUCUACUUCGGUGGCCUUUCCUUCAUCCUGGCUGAGAUGGUUGGGGUUCUUGCAGUCAACAUCUACAUCGAGAAGAAUAAAGAGCUGCGCUGCCGCUCUCGCACCGACCUUUUCAAGAGCACCACACAUGCCAUGCUGCGUCUUCCCAGCUAUCGCUUCAGGCGGCGCUCCCGCUCCAGCUCGCGCUCCACUGACCCGCCUCACUCGCAGGAAACCUCGCCCAUCGGAACGUCCAAGACUUUCAGCCUGCCGCCGUCCGCCCCGCCGUUCUCCGUGGCUACUCUGCCCAACCCGCACCACACCAGCGGCGGAGGUGGUGACAUCUCCAUGUACACGCUAACGAGGGACUCCAAGCUGGGCAGCCUGGGCGGAGGUGCCCCCCCUCUCUACGGCACGGUGGACCGUGCCACGCUCUAUCAACUCCAUAACUACUUCCCAAAAGAUUCCAGUGGUGGCACUGGUGGAGGCCCAGGAGGAGGUGGUGGGGUGAUAAGCAGUGGUACGCUACCGUCUCACUCCAAAUCCAAUUUGGCUGCAGCCGCAGCAGUAGCCCAGAAUGCAGCGCCGCUAAAUACCUCCACUUCAGCUGCUGCGCCGGCCCAGUCAGCCCCAAUAUCUACAGCUACCAUGGAGAGAGACAGAGGCAACGUGGGAACUCUGGACCGACUGACGGCCAAGAGGGACAGGGAUAGCAACUCAGAUACACUAAACAGGAAAACUACACCAGUUUAA
Cololabis saira (Pacific saury) is the source of this 1323-nucleotide messenger RNA. RefSeq names its product voltage-dependent calcium channel gamma-4 subunit-like. The transcript is spliced from 4 exons. Gene Ontology annotation, cellular component: postsynaptic density membrane; AMPA glutamate receptor complex. The coding region runs from base 34 to 1323 and encodes 429 amino acids. The record is from RefSeq and is a predicted model, not a curated record. Gene Ontology annotation, biological process: neurotransmitter receptor internalization; positive regulation of synaptic transmission, glutamatergic; postsynaptic neurotransmitter receptor diffusion trapping. Gene Ontology annotation, molecular function: voltage-gated calcium channel activity; channel regulator activity. NCBI's taxonomy places the organism in Eukaryota, Metazoa, Chordata, Actinopteri, Beloniformes, Belonidae.